Messenger RNA from Rhizophagus irregularis DAOM 181602=DAOM 197198, 565 nucleotides. NCBI's taxonomy places the organism in Eukaryota, Fungi, Glomeromycota, Glomeromycetes, Glomerales, Glomeraceae. The record is from RefSeq and is a predicted model, not a curated record.
UUAACAUUAAAAUUAAAACCACAAGAUUCAUUAAUUUUAAGUGAAUUAAUUAAUUGUAUAAACGAUAAAAUUAAAGAUAUUGAAUUAGAAAUAAGUUAUAAAUCAACAAUUACUUGUUUUGAUUCAGAUCUUAUUAUUAAUUUAAUUAGUUCACAAAAAAAUCUCGAAAAAUUUCAUUAUAAAGAUGAUUCAGGAAAUUUAUUUAUUUAUCCAAUCAUAUUAAAAUUAAGGGAUCAUUCUCAUUCUAUAAAAAGUUUAACUUUAGAACAAAGUUGUAGUAUUGAUGUUGAUCUUUUUAGUAGUUUCGAAAAUUUUUAUAAUUUACAAGAAUUAAGUUUUAAAAAUUUUAAUUUCGAAGGAAAUCAUGAUUUAUUUUCAAAUAUUAAAUUUCCAAAGUUAAAAUCUUUAAGUUUUGAUGAUAUCAAAUCAAGAAAUCAACAAUAUAUGGCUUAUGUUUCUGAACCAAUUAUGAAUUUUAUACAAAAUCAUUCUACAAAUUUGAAUCAUCUUAGUAUGAAUGUAUUAGAUGUAAUUAUGAAAGAUACUUUUAAAACCAUUUCUCAAU